AUGGGUAAAAUAGUGCUAAAAAAGCUUGUUGAAACAGAAAUUAAGAAUGCUUUAUAUAAAGGCCAUGAAGGCUUUUCCAAGCUUCUCCCCAAGUUGACCAAGCAGGUGGAGCAGUAUAACAAAGAAGUAAAAGCGUCGAAUGACAGUAUAAAUAAGCCUAUUAAAGAUAUUUUAGAAGAAAUAAGUGACGAAAAUGCGUGGCGUCGAAAUGUCAAUGAAAUUAAAGUUGACAGUGUCACUGAGGAAGAAGUUAAGAAGGUUGAAACGUUGGUGAGCGAAUGUAAAAAAUUUUGCAAGACGUUCACUGACGCUUUUGAAUUCAAAGAUAACAAGGUUAAAAAGUCCGAAAUGAGAAACGUUAUUAGGCAUUUAAAUUCUGCGUUGCAGCCCAUAAUGAACAGCGCGUUGAAGGCGGUGAGCCAUGAGAUUGGGAGGCUGGAGAAGUUGUCGGACAACGAUAAGAAAAUGUUGGCUGCGAUGGAGAGUAAAAUUACUGAGACUUGUAAAACGCUUAAAGAUGAAAUUAAUAGAGGUAUUACCGCAGAAGUGGAGGACCUUGUUAAGGAGUUGAGGAGUAAGGUGCAGGAGAUCCUGAUGCUGCUUAAGGAGAUUAAUGAGAAGUUGAAAGGGUACGUGAAUCAGUUGGAUGAAUGGAUUAAAAAGGCGGACGCAUUGGCCAACGAGGCGUCGGAUGAGGCAAAUUUCAUAAGUGGGAAGAGGCCCGGAUUCGAUUACCAGAAUGGGAUCAAAAAGAUUGUGAGGGAGCUGGAUGAGAGGAGCCGUGUGCUGUGCAGUUACAUAGAUGAGGUGAAGAAGGAAUUAAAGAGUAAAGUUACGGCGGCGUUAAAGGGAGUAAUAGCAAUGAACGAGGCGGUUAGAACAGAUUUAAAUCAGGUGAAAGGACAGCUGCUGACCGGGCUUAAUAACUAUGUCAGCAAGUAUGUUGAAGAAGUGCAAAAGAAGGUUAAGGAGAUAAAGGGGGAGCCGGACGGAAAUAGUGGGCUGAGUCAGGUUGUUGCAAAAGUGAAGGAGUGGGCUGAGAAGUUCAGGGGGAAUUUUGCGGGUGCUGGCGGGUCUACAGGUACGGAUGGUACUAUACUGAGUAGGUGGGUGAAGGAGAUUAUAGAGAGUGGCGCAGUAAAGUUUUAUCUCGGUUGGGUUGGGCUGGACAGUCAUAAAGAUGAGGUGAAAAGGGCUAUGACAGAAGAGAUAAAGAAGAUUUUUAAUGAGGGAACAGAUACUGUCAAGACCCCCGCAGUCGACUCCAACAGCAUGAAGGAUUCUCUGACUAACGUCAAAAACUAUCUUAGUCAAGUCGCAUCAAAAGUUGGCGAGAAAGCUAGUACAGGGCAAGUUAGCCAAUUUGCAGGGGGGAUUGCGAAGCAUCAUAUGCUGUUAUCUCUCAGUAUUUCGCCGGAUAAAAAUCUCGAAUCCGCCGUCGAAAUUGUUCUGAAAUACGUAUCGGCUGCUGCAACAAAUCUUGCCAAUGAAAUCGAUAAAUUGGCCUUGCAGCCGGACGACGAUAAUAACCUCGGCAAGAACGUCGACAACGCGCUUCAAGUGGCUACCGAGCUGGACAGUGCUUUUGGCACGGCGGUUAAAAAAGGCGGCGAUAUCCCCAGUGACGCUGCACCCUUCAAAACCGGCGCUCCUGAUCUCAAAGCCAACAUCCAAAAGACGAUCAGCGAGGCACUUGAUAAAAAAAUUGGGGAAAGUGACAACCUGGACGGCGGUAAGGUAACCAUCACGCAGACCAACUUCGACACAUAUAACCGUUACAUUAACCAAGAAACACCCGUCACGUCAAAAACGGAAACCGAUCAGUUAAAGGGCCAACUCCCAGAAGCAAUCAAUGCUAUCGGAACCUAUGCUGAAUCAGGAUUCACCGUAAACCCGACCAAAGAGGAUCUCGAUAAAUGGUCGAAGGAUCUGAAAUCUAAUCUCGAGAGUCUCCUAUCGGCGUUUGCCACAAGCGGGACAUUUAUAAAGGAAAAGUUGACGACGCUCAGAACUCAGACUAUCGGAAAGGAGUUGAGGCAAAUUCACAGUGAGCUUAAGAGCCUGCAAAACGAGCUGGAGACUGGUCCCAUCCAAAAGGCCACAGAGUUUCUCGAUGAAGCGCAAAGGCUCCAGCAAAAAUGCAUCCAAUCCCUUCAUUACCACGUUGAGCAGAAAAUAAAGCAGGCAAACUCCGACGUAACUACCGAGGCCCGGAAACAAUACGUUUGCACUGUAAAAGCCCUGCUCACCGAAUUCUCCAAGAAAGUUCAGGGCGAGUUGGACAGGAUGCCCGACGCUAUUGACAUCGAUCUAAACAAGGGGUUAAAAGGGUUCAUGAAGAAGUUCGGGGAGCAUUUUGUUGUCAAGGUGAAGGAAUUAAAUGAUGUUGAUGCUAAGAAGUUUACUCCAAAAUCGCCACUCAGCCACGCAGUUUUCAUAUUAAACAAGGCUCUCGGCUCAUUCGUACACGAGGUCAAAACGCAGACUGAGUUCACGUCCGACAUUAAGAAGAUUCGGCCCGUGCAUGACGCUUUACUCAAUUUAUUCGAGGGCCUCAAAACGUCAGAGCAUUUCAACCACGAAUAUUCAAUAAAUCUUGAUGCACUGAAGAAGACUUUUCAAGGCUUCCAUCCUUCAAAAUUCGGUGAACCCACGACAGUCCUCACACAGACCCUCAAGGAGGGGAUUGGUGCUCUGGUCAAGGAGCUUGACAAGGCGUACGUAAAUAAGUACGAAGGAUCCAAGGCAAUUACAUGGGAGGGAACGUUUACCAGUGCACAAGUCCAAGAGAGCAAGAAUAUCGCCAAAGCUUUCCUUACCAGUAUCUACACGUUUCAUGAAACUCUGUACACAUUGAAUAAAGGGUGCAUGAAAGGUGGAGAAUGGAGAAGUAUGACAUGCUGUGAAACUGGAAAACGCGGAGAAAAUCCACUCGGUUCAUUCCUAAAGCGGUCGGGAUUCCAGAUUGCCAAAGAUGACACGUCGAAGGAAGGCGAGUUGAAAUUCCCUUCGACUGCUUUCACCGGUGAAACUAUCUACGGUAAACUUUUCGAGCAGGAAUUUGGCGAUGCCGAAAUAGUCGCACAUCUCAGAACGUGCGAAUCCAAUGUAAGCAAAAAGCCCAAACAGUUCGAUUUCUCCGAUCUCCUUGAAUGCCUUCUCUAUCACACAGAGAAGUACAACGAAGUCUGCCAUCUCUCAACAUUCUCCGCCAAGAAGCAGCCUUGUAGCGUUUCCGAUAUGCUUACAUGGCUCUCAGGUCUGACGUAUAAUCGUGUGUAUACGUCAUUGCGGUUUGAUGCAUUACCCCCGUUGCUUGAAUCAGACAAGCCAAAAUCAUAUAGCGCAGACAAUAUUGAAGUAUCUGUAGUUGACAACAAAUCCCUAUACCUAAACGCGUAUCCAAAUAAGAUUACAUAUGAUAAUUUUGUCACAGCGAUUGACCACAUUUGUGCAAUGUCCUACGAUGUUCUCAUUUGCAUAGCCGGUCAUGGCGAUGCUGAAACCGUUUAUGGCAGCGACCUCUGCAACAACUCCGUGCAACUACAUUAUCCUAAAACGGGCGAGGAAUGUCUGUCCACUCUUCUAGACAUUAUGCGUAGAUUGCUACCGCCGCUCAGAUUCUUAGUCACUCAAUGCGGUAUUUCGCCAUCCGAUAACGCAAACCAAAAGACCAACCAAAGUGUCAACCUACGUGCCAGGCAAACUGCCAACCAAACACCAAAGCAAACUGCCAACCAACGUCUCCAUUAA
This is a messenger RNA of Babesia ovata, 3753 nucleotides long. RefSeq lists its product as uncharacterized. NCBI's taxonomy places the organism in Eukaryota, Apicomplexa, Aconoidasida, Piroplasmida, Babesiidae. The transcript has 2 exons. Bases 1 to 3753 code for a protein of 1250 amino acids. The record is from RefSeq and is a predicted model, not a curated record.